AGUUGCCUUAACUGUUGUGCCACUGGCUGGCUCCUAACAGCUUUCUCAUUUUAUAUUCAUUCUCGUGGAAAAAAUCCGCUUGACAUUAUUCCUCGCAUUGUCCCAUUACAUUCCCUCUUUCACUUACAAGUUCACUUUUUACUUUACAAGUGUUCAUUGAGCAGCCCCUUUACUGUAUUGUGAUAGGAGAGCCCAAGUGCGCACCUGCCUCAGCCCCUGUCAGAUGACAAGUCAGGAGCUCCGGCCGGCCCUGGCCCGCUGUGCCCAGCGUCAGAAGCCUGGGUUCUAGUUCUCGUACUUGCCCUCCAUAGGCGUGUGCUCUCCUCUGUACCGUGGAGACCACGAAUCUUGGGCUCUUGGGAGGAUUACAAGCUGCACGACGCGCGGGCCGAUUGCCUUGCCAAGGUCCAUCAGGCCCUCAGGACGCAGUGCCGCACGCGCCCACCAGGGGCAGCAGGUCGCGGUCCAGUUGGCAGCCGCUGCACGUCAGGCGGUCGCCCCGCCCGGUGCGGGUGACCCAGACCGAGGCCAGCGCAGCCAGCCGGCGCCCGGCAGCGCCAUGGGGGCGGAGGCCUCGGAGAGUACGCCGGCGCUGCAGGAGUUAGUGCGCGAGGCCGAGACCAGCCUGCUGGAGUGCAAGGUGUGCUUUGAGAGGUUCGGCCCCCGCCAGCAGCGGCGUCCGCGCAACCUGCCGUGUGGCCACGUGGUCUGCCUGGCCUGCGUGGCCGCCCUGGCGCACCCGCGCACGCUGGCCCUCGAGUGCCCCUUCUGCCGGCGAGCCUGCCGGGGCUGCGACACCAGCGACUGCCUGCCUGUGCUGCACUUCCUGGAGCUCCUGGGCUCUGCGCUCCGCCCAGCGGCCUCGGCUCCUCCCGCCGUUCCCUGCGCCCCCGGGACCCUCAUCUGCAGCCACACCUUCGGAGGCUGGGGGACCCUGGUCAACCCCACAGGUCUGGCGCUGUGUCCCAAGACAGGGCGAGUCGUGGUGGUACACGACGGCAAGAGGCGGGUCAAGAUCUUCGACUCCGGGGGAGGGUGUGCACAUCAGUUUGGAGAGAAGGGGGACGCCGCCCAGGAUAUUCGGUACCCGGUGGAUGUCACCGUCACCGACGACUGCCACUUGGUUGUAACCGACGCCGGCGACCGCUCCAUCAAGGUGUUUGACUUUUUUGGCCAGAUCAAGCUCGUCAUCAGAGGCCAGUUCUCCUUACCGUGGGGAGUGGAGACCACCCCUCAGAAUGGGGUCAUGGUAACCGAUGCCGAGGCCGGGUCCCUGCACCUCCUGGAAGUGGACUUCCCAGAAGGGGUCCUUCGGAGAACUGAAAGGUUGCAAGGCCAACUGUGCAGUCCCCGCGGUGUGGCUGUGUCUUGGCUCACCGGGGCCACUGCAGUCCUGGAGCACCCCCCAGUCCUGGGACCUGGGGCCCGCGGCACCAGGGUGAAGGUGUUUAGUGCAGAUAUGCAGCUCAUCAGCCAGGUGGAUACCUUCGGGCUGAGCCUCUUCUUUCCCUCCGAGAUAACUGUCUCUGCCGUGACCUUCGAUCAGCAGGGGAACGUGACUGUUGCAGAUACCUCGGGUCCCGCCGUCGUGUGCCUGGGACAACCCGAGUCGUCUCCAGCGCCUAGGCCUGUGGUCGCACUGGGUCUUUCCCGUCCUGUGGCACUGACCUUCGCGAAGGACAAUUCUCUGCUUGUGCUGGACGCUGCAUCCCAUUCUGUAAAAGUCUACAGGGCCGACAGGGGAGCAUAGGGCAUGCGGGGGGGAGGGGUGGGAAGGGGGGGUCCUGGGAUCUGGAACCCCAAGGGGGCGGUGCUGCCAGGAGGACAGCCGCUUCAUCUCAUCUGUCCUGGCAGGGGUCACUGCAACACCGACAGACUUACAAGGG
Tupaia belangeri chinensis (Chinese tree shrew) is the source of this 1886-nucleotide messenger RNA. It is a transcript of the gene NHLRC1, whose product is annotated as NHL repeat containing E3 ubiquitin protein ligase 1. Gene Ontology annotation, molecular function: protein binding; ubiquitin protein ligase activity. The record is from RefSeq and is a predicted model, not a curated record. Lineage: Eukaryota; Metazoa; Chordata; Mammalia; Scandentia; Tupaiidae. Gene Ontology annotation, cellular component: nucleus. The coding region runs from base 560 to 1750 and encodes 396 amino acids. The transcript has a single exon. Gene Ontology annotation, biological process: proteasome-mediated ubiquitin-dependent protein catabolic process; protein polyubiquitination.